Messenger RNA from Prunus armeniaca (apricot), 453 nucleotides. The record is from the annotation of a GenBank genome assembly. Lineage: Eukaryota; Viridiplantae; Streptophyta; Magnoliopsida; Rosales; Rosaceae.
AUGAUCUUAUUGUUUACUGCAGUCCUUUUGGCAGGUGGAAAUGAGUAUGGACAGUGUAGUGAAGAACCUGAGCGGAAAGAUGACAUUGGUAGACCUUUGAGAGGGGAUAUAGUGAUCCCUCAGCACUGUGAAGGGUUCAAGACGAUUAAGCAAUGCCAAGAUAAUGGGCAGAUUAGCAUUUUCGAUGGGUCGGUGACGGGUACCAAUUUGGAGUUGCAGAAUGGGAGUUUGAUUGUGCAGAAAUGGAGAUUUGGGAGUUGGCCUGAUGGCAUUGAUUCAACGGUGAGGCUUAUACUUGAAGAGCCUAAACCCGGGCUCACUUUUUUUAGUUUGAUUGACUGGGAGUAUAUAUGGGAAUGUGACUGGUGGAGAAUGCACAGAGAGGAUGGCGGGAUCUUAUUUUCCAGAGGAUACGAGCAGUUUUUGGUUUUGGAAUUUGAGAUACUUGAGUAG